AAGAAGUAGAGAGAGAAAGAGAGAGGGAGCGAGGAGAAAAUGAUUGGAAUGAUGAUGAAGAAGCAGUCAUCGCAUUGGUGGUGGUUUGACAAUCAGAACACCUCAACACGCUCUCCAUGGCUUCAGUCCACUCUUGCUGACCUAGACCACAAGACGGAGGCCAUGCUAAAACUGAUCGAGGCCGAUGCGGAUUCAUUUGCUCAACGUGCAGAAAUGUAUUACAAGAAGCGACCAGAGCUGAUUAGCAUGGUUGAAGAGUUUUAUCGAGCUCAUCGCUCGUUGGCUGAGAGAUAUGAUCAAGUCAAGUCCGAAUCUGGGACUCGUGUAUUGACAACAUUAAGGUCCCCAUUCUCUUCAACCAAAUAUCAAUCAGAGAAGUCGACGAGUGGGAUGAGUAAUCAGACCUAUGAUAGCUGCUCCGAGACUUGUGACACUGAGGAAUCGGCUGAAUCUGAAGUUGAUGAUCCUGAGGAGGAAGAUGAUGAGGAAUACGGCACGCCGGUUCAUGAGAAUCUGAAAGAAGAGGAAAUUUCAAGUGGGGUCGGUUAUGAGGAACUGAGAAAGUUGAAGGAAGAAAUCGAGAGACUUGAGGAAGAGAAGAGAGUCCAAAGGGAGCAGCUAAAGCAGAAGGAUGAAGAAAAGAGAGAGGCAAUAAGGCAGCUAAGUAUGGCAGUGGACAUGCUCAAGGAAGAGAAUGUGAAGCUGAGAAAGUCUCUUGCAAAAGACUCCCCAAAAAGGCAAAAGAGUCCCUUUGAGUUGAACAAAUUAAAGGAGGGACUUUUUGGGAAGUUUUUUAGUGGCUCUCAAAAGUAUCCCGUUGUUGCUCUUUAGACUAACUAGUACGCAGUUUUUUUUUUUUUUUUAAACCAGUCUGCCGUUAGCUUAAUAUGUAGAACACACAAUCUAUAGAAAUGUCGAUAUAUAGUCUAUACUACCUAGGGGAUUCGCUCCUUAACUCUAGUUAGAAAGUUAAAAAGCAAGUGUUUUCCUUUUUGUAGUUUUCCAUCACUGUCGAUAUUUCUCCUGGUUUAUUCACAUAUUAUGUAAUUCAAUUAUUGUUUGAUUA
Messenger RNA from Morus notabilis, 1066 nucleotides. Its product is annotated as protein NETWORKED 3A. Bases 40 to 831 code for a protein of 263 amino acids. Gene Ontology annotation, cellular component: vacuolar membrane. NCBI's taxonomy places the organism in Eukaryota, Viridiplantae, Streptophyta, Magnoliopsida, Rosales, Moraceae. The transcript is spliced from 2 exons. The record is from RefSeq and is a predicted model, not a curated record. Gene Ontology annotation, molecular function: actin binding.